Messenger RNA from Haplochromis burtoni (Burton's mouthbrooder), 1725 nucleotides. It is a transcript of the gene ldb3b, whose product is annotated as LIM domain binding 3b. The transcript has 10 exons. The coding region runs from base 327 to 1196 and encodes 289 amino acids. NCBI's taxonomy places the organism in Eukaryota, Metazoa, Chordata, Actinopteri, Cichliformes, Cichlidae. Gene Ontology annotation, molecular function: actin binding; muscle alpha-actinin binding. The record is from RefSeq and is a predicted model, not a curated record. Gene Ontology annotation, cellular component: filamentous actin; adherens junction; stress fiber. Gene Ontology annotation, biological process: actin cytoskeleton organization; heart development; muscle structure development.
GCUUCGUGUUACAGGCCUUAUACGGGCCAGGGCCCCUGUGUCUCUGGCUCUCUCAGCUAUUCUUAGGCUGUCUGUCCCUCACCCUCAGCAACCCUACAGUGGUUCCACAGCACCUGACCCACCCACCCCAGGGUGUUUGUCCUGAGAGCUGGGAGCAGAAGGGUUGUGAAGCCAGGGCCAAGGGAGGUAAGAGCAACCACCGAGGCACCGAGCGGGACAAAAGGAUAGCAGGGGUAGGACGGAGAACAAGGGCACAGCACACAGGAGGGGAAACCGCGCAGCCAGCAGGAGUUGUUUGCAGGAGGAGUGUUGACAUUUAGCCGAAGAUGAGUACAUACACAGUGACUCUGAAUGGCCCUGCUCCGUGGGGCUUCAGACUACAGGGAGGAAAAGACUUCAACAUGCCCCUCGCCAUCUCCAGGAUAACUCCGGGCAGCAAGGCAGCGGGAGGCAGCUUGACCCAGGGUGACAUCAUCUCAGCUAUUGAUGGGGUCAGCACCGAGGGGAUGACGCACCUGGAGGCCCAGAACAAGAUCAAGUCUGCCACCAUCAAACUCACCCUCUCAAUGCAGAAAUCAAGACGCCCGGCCCCAGUUCCCACGGCAACUCCAAGGAUGGACUCACCUAUGCCAGUCAUCCCUCACCAGAAGGUUAUUGCAAACACAGCUGCAAAUGUGGAGUACACCCCCAGCUUCAACCCCAUUGCUUUGAAAGACUCAGCCCUGUCCACCCACAAGCCCAUUGAAGUGAAGGGUCCAGGAGGAAAGGCCACUAUCGUUCACGCUCAGUACAACACACCAAUCAGCAUGUACUCACAGGACGCCAUCAUGGACGCUAUCGCAGGGCAGUCACAGGCAAAGGGACACGACAGUGAAGAGGCAGGCUCCCCCUUGGCUGGUGUUCUGCCCAUCAAGGAGCCUGUGGUAGAUUGUGCAUCUCCAGUGUACCAGGCAGUGAUCAGGCCAGGAGAGCCCCUGGACAUGACUGACUGGGCUCGCCGCGCUGCCAACCUGCAGUCUAAAAGCUUCAGGAUUCUGGCCCACAUCACUGGCACCGAAUUCCUGCAAGACCCAGAUGAGGAAGCCCUGCAGAAGUCAAGAGAGAAGUUUGAGUCGGAGGUCAAAGGGCCCCGCUUUGCCAAGCUGAAGAACUGGCAUCAUGGACUGUCUGCACAGAUCCUUAAUGUCCAGGAAUAAAGAGGAGAAGGUGAAAACAAAGGGAAAGAGAAAGAGAGAGAGGGGGAGGAGGAGAACAUGUAAAGGACGACAUGGACAAAAGGAGGAAAAAGAGAUAAAUUAUGGAGAGAGAUAAGGAGCAAGAGGAGGAGCAAAGUGCUCGGGAAUGUGACAUAGUAUUGUAGCCCAGAUUAGUUUGAUGAAAGAUACUAAAUGUUAGUGUAAGAAUGCUAAAUGUUAAAUGUCAAAUAUAUCUGUCAGCUGCUAAAACCUGACCUAGCAUUUGGGUUUUUCUUUCCUUGUUUCCUUUUUGUUUGGGUUCUGUCUCUCUUAUGUGAAAGGGAAAUUGUACAAAAAUGAAGUAUUCAAGUGAAAAUGCAGAAAUUAUGUUUCUUUUAUGCACCAGUACGUAAACAAACAUAUGAAUUUUAACACUAUGUGCAUGUUUGUGAGGCAGCACACAUAGAGAUGUAUCUAAAUGCACCAAUACAGUAUGUAAAAAAACAAAUGCACUGAUAUGAAUGUGAAUAAAUGUUUUCUUAAAACAAUA